AUCAGCUGUCCAGAGGUGACUUACGGCAAGGCCGAGCGUAAUUACCGACAUGUUGCACAUUUAGACGUGACUGUGGUGUGCUUUCUCACUUCUUCAACUGUUUCAGGAAGUGGGGGUGAGUGGUUGAAAUCAGGAAACUGAAUGUUGCUAUUGAUACGACGGCAGCGGGUGAAAGCUAACUUGGUGUCAUUUGAAGAGCGAAGCAGCUUCACGUUUGGAGGGUAAAGAAAGGGCGCGAUUCUGCAAAUUAUGCUCCUUGUGGGCUGAUUUUACACAUCUUCAAGACCUCUCAACCAUGGAAGAACACAUCUCCUGUCGGGAAUCAGCCAAUCCUGCAUCCCUGUCAACUCAAGAGCUCCUAAUUCUGCACACUGCCGAUGCACAUGAAUGGGCAGCAUAUUUGCAGCACAUCUUGAAGUUGUCCAAGAAAUUCCAGAAAAGCUCCAUCUUGCUGUAUACCGUUGGGCCGGCCGAUAAGCUCCACGGAUGCAACUUUGAAAAUUUCCACAGCUGCAAGUGCAUCGUGCUGCUCCUCACCGGAGCAUUCAUUGACAUCAUAUGUGAUCCUGAGCUGCAGGGAGCCCUUCAGAGGCUUCUCCAGCCAUCUAACAGAGUGGUGGUGCUGCUGUGUGGCGUGUCCGAAGAUGAUGUACUAAUGGCUGGCUUUGAAGGCUGGCCCACUUGGAGGAAACUCUACGCUGAGGAUGAGCCUACUGUGUACGUCGCCACCAUUCUGGAGACCAUCACGAACAGUAGGCUCCAUGUUGAAAAUGUGAACAAAUGUGGAGCCUUAGAUCAACAACAAACCACACCAACAACCUCAAAUGAAGGUACACCCACAGAGAACACACAGGAAGAGAUGCCAACAGACUGUCAGGAACCCAACUUGAAGGGUGACGAACAUGUGACCUUGGGUGUUUCAGCAACUGAGGAAAUGAGUCCACACUCACACACGGCCUGCCUCACUGUCCAACCAAGCCAAGUCCUGUGUGGGGUGGAGGAAAGCGUUUUUAUCAUCUUGACUCACAAAAUGGAUGAUCUCACAGCACCAGAAGUGGAGUUUACCGCUGAAAAUAAUGCAGCAAAAAGAGUUCCGGGCAUUGUUGUGAAUGAGUACACAAUACGUGUUCAUGCACCUGAAAUGCCCGCAGGCGUGGUGUCACUCACUUUGUGCACUAACCAAUCAUGCAUCAGCUUAAACUCCAUCACAUACUACACCAACAUGGGACAAGUCAGUCGGUGUCUGGAAAAUGCUGCCGAUCCCUUGAAUUUCCUCUGUCAGGCUUUCAACGUGACGUCCAAUUCCAUGGAGUCUUUGGACAAUAUUCUAACCGGCUCAUUAAAGUCCAACAUGCCUGCACCUGGUCUUGAAAUGUUUGGAAUCAGACAGAUUGAGGAGCACAAUAUGGCGGCAUAUAAGCGUGAUGAGGAACUUCCCACGCUGCUCCACUUUGCUGCAAAGUACGGCCUGAAGAAGCUGACGAGAUUCCUUCUUCAGAUUCCCGGAGCUCUGCAGGCUUACAGUGUGAUGAACAAGAAUGGAGAUUACCCAAACACGCUGGCAGAAAAGAGUGGCUUCUCAGAGCUCAGACAGUUUAUCGAUGAAUUUGUUACAGCAGAGAUGCUCAAGUCUCACACUGAAGAGAGCACAGAGGACUAUGAAGAGAUGGCCACUACAAAGUCCUCAGGUUGUCCUAAUGACAUGUAUGUGUCAAUGCUGGGCAUAAACCCUGAGUGUGCAGAUGACCUAUAUGAAGUCAUGAGUGCAGUAGUAGAAAACCCAGAGGAAGCUAUGCUGAGGACAUUUUUCCAAGCAAAACCUCAAAACAGGGUACUGCAGGAUGAAGAGGAGAAACGUAAACAUGAGCAAAUGGAAAACAAUGAACGGAAUGACCUGAAUGAAACUGACAUAGAGUUUGACCCGUACAAAACUGAAGAUAUCUAUGAUACUGUGGAUGAAAAUAGUUGCAUCAAUGCAGCAGUCCUGUGCCGUCCUCCAGCGCCGAUUCCCAGACCUGAAAUUGAGCCUGAGCCCGAAAAGCCUGAAACCUUUAUUUCAAGAGUAUUUUCAGAUAAAUCUGCUUCUCAAAGCCAAAUCUUGGAACUCUAUCAGGAAGCUCAGCCUAUAGAAGACCCCCCCACAACCGUAUAUGACCCAUUUGCUGGGAUGAAGACACCUGGACAGAGGCAGCUCAUAACGCUGCAGGAGAGGGUCAAAGUGGGGGAGAUCACCGUGGAUGAAGCUGUCCAAGCUUUCAAAGCUUGGCAGUUGGACCAUGAGAGCAGGGCCAGCUCAGUACGCUACCAGCAGGAUAACCUGAAAAGAUUAAGACAGAGCAUCAACAGACGUCACAUUGAGAGAGGAAAGGAGCUUGACUAUGAGAUUAGUGCUCCACUGCAGAGAAACACCUUUUGGGGAUCCACUGUGACAUAUGAGUGUGGUGUAUACGACUGUGCACCCAAAAUGGUGCCUCCAUCCUCUUCAAAUUCAACCCAAUUUAUCCAAAGAGGCAGCUGGAAGACGGGAAGUACAUCCAGCACAUCCAGCACUGAGAGCAACAGACUCAGCACUCACAGCAACUUAAGCUACAGCAGUGGGACAGAACCAGAUUUCGAGGACUCUUUAGAAAACCUCCCAACUCUACCACGACCUCCACGAUCUUCUGAUGCUCCUCCCCUCAUACCACCCAGAAUUCCUCCACGCAAUCCACAACGGUUGCCAGAUAACAUGUUGCAUGAGCGCUACAUCCCCUGCCCUCGAGCACCUCCUCAAAGACCUCCUCAAAGAUACACAAACUCUGCGCCUCCUGUCCCACGGCGACUGCGGUGAUGUGCAGCAAGGUCACGUGUGCCGCAGAGAUGCAUGAGUUGGAGGGAAAAGCGAAAACACAAAAAAAUGAAAUCAACAAAGACAGUGAUUUCAAUUAAAGGCUUUAAUUCAUUCUGAGCAAUGCACCAUUUGCCAAAAGAAGUGUACAACGUGAGAUGUGUGAGAAAUGUUGGCUGUCAGAGAAUUAUUAUAUUUAUUUAACACAAUUGUUGUUGUCAUUUUGAGCAAUUUGAGCCCCUAUUUUACUUUAAAUCAGAUCAUAAAACUUUUGAAUGACACACACACAGGAACAGUGAAGUAAAAGUAAAACAUAGAAGGCUCCCCGAGCGUUUUUAUAGUGUGAAAAACAACUUUGACCAGAUGAUGGCGCUCCAUAGUCACUUUUUGUACAUGACGUUGAAACCCAGACAAAGUGUGGCAAUCAAUGUUUCAUGUUGACAUGUUGUAAUUAACUGUUCAACAAUUUAAUCCGCAUCACAUGACCCGCUGUCGAUCAUUUACACCAACACAGCUUUAUUUUCUAUAGUUUCUAUGCAACACACAAAGGAGGAAGUGUAGCCACUUCGGUCUUCUGAUAGGAAAUUUCACAUUUAAAGUUUUUACAAACAGUAUGUGUACUACAGUACACAUACAUGCAGUAUACAUUUUGUUAUAUAUACAUCAAUGUAUUUGUUAAAUAGGUUGUAUUUUAUUACGUUUUUUUCCUCACUGAUAU
Molecule: messenger RNA, 3545 nt
Organism: Dunckerocampus dactyliophorus (ringed pipefish)
Lineage: Eukaryota; Metazoa; Chordata; Actinopteri; Syngnathiformes; Syngnathidae
Gene: pik3ap1
Product: phosphoinositide-3-kinase adaptor protein 1
Exons: 17
Coding region: 296-2830 (844 amino acids)
Cellular component (GO): cytosol
Molecular function (GO): signaling receptor binding; phosphatidylinositol 3-kinase regulatory subunit binding
Source: RefSeq, a predicted model, not a curated record